Molecule: messenger RNA, 2676 nt
Organism: Aspergillus heteromorphus CBS 117.55
Lineage: Eukaryota; Fungi; Ascomycota; Eurotiomycetes; Eurotiales; Aspergillaceae
Product: DNA topoisomerase 1
Exons: 6
Coding region: 1-2676 (891 amino acids)
Biological process (GO): chromosome segregation; DNA topological change; DNA replication
Cellular component (GO): chromosome; nucleolus
Molecular function (GO): DNA binding; DNA topoisomerase type I (single strand cut, ATP-independent) activity
Source: RefSeq, a predicted model, not a curated record
AUGAGCUCGUCGGAAGACGAUACCCCGCUUGUCAAGGCGAAUGGCCGCCGCACUGGUGCUCCUACGGACGUCAAGAUGGGCGACGCGACAGGAACGAACGGCCAUGUUGACCCCGGAGUGUCAAUUCGCUUUGGUCCGGUCAAGGCCGCGAACGAUGUUGAUAUGGCGGAUGCGGAUCCCCAGGCCGAUGGCGCCGCCCCCAAGAGAAAGUCGCGCGCAAGCAUCGGCCAAAGAAAGUCCUAUGCUGAACCGGAGAGCAGUGAGGAGGAUGAUCAGCCCCUGAGCAAGCGCCGUCGCACGUCUGUGAAACAUGAAGAUCCGGAGACGGAUGACGAUGUGCCUCUGGCGCUCAAUGGUAGAAAGCUCCCCAAAGCUUCCGAAACCGCCAUAGGUGAAGAGUCCGACUCCGAUGUCCCCAUCGAAAGGAAGCUCGCCUCUCAGAAGAAGAAGAUCCAACAAAAAGCGGAGAAGGACGCCAAAGCGAGCCGCAAGCCGGAUGCUACGAAGGCUGCAAAGGCAGCGCCUAAGGCAAUGGCGAACAAGAGACAGACGAAUGGUGUGAAGAAAGAGCCUGUGGAUGAGAAGCCUGCCGUCAUCAAGAAAACGGCGAAGCACGUCCAGCUCAAGGGGAAGCCCGCGAUACCCGCGCAUGUCAAAAAGGCAGCCAGUGGAAAAUCCACCCCAGUCAAGAAAGAGGAAAGUGAAGAAGCCGAUGAUGGCGAGGAAGAGGAAGAGUACAAAUGGUGGGAAGACCCGACUAAGGGUGAUGGGACGAUCAAGUGGACGAGCCUUGAACACAAUGGCGUUGUCUUCCCUCCCCCAUACGAGCCGCUUCCUGGGGAUGUCAAGAUGAAGUAUGAUGGCAUCCCCCUCACACUUCACCCUGAUGCCGAAGAAGUGGCUGGCUUCUUCGGUAGCAUGCUGAACGCGACUCAGCACGUUGAAAACCCAACCUUCCAAAAGAAUUUCAUGAUGGAUUUUCGUGACAUUCUCAAGAAGACGGGCGGCGCAACUGACUCCAAGGGCAACAAAGUCGACGUCAAGGACUUUAAGAAGUGCGACUUCCAACCAAUCUUUGCCUACUACGACAUGAAACGCCUGGAGAAGAAGGCCCUGCCUGCUGCCGAGAAGAAGCAAUUGAAGGCAGAAAAGGACGAGCAAGAAGCCGCUUUCAUGUACUGCAUGUGGGAUGGCCGCAAGCAAAAAGUGGGCAACUUCCGAGUCGAACCGCCUUCUCUUUUCCGUGGCCGUGGUGAACAUCCCAAGACGGGUCGCGUGAAAGCUCGGGUGCAGCCGGAGCAAAUCACUAUCAACGUCGGCAAGGAUGCGCCUGUCCCUCCACCCCCGGAGGGCCACUCGUGGAAGGAGGUUAAACAUGACCAGGAAGGCACGUGGCUUGCCAUGUGGCAGGAAAACAUCAAUGGCAACUACAAGUAUGUCAUGCUCGCGGCCAACUCCGAUGUGAAGGGCCAGAGUGAUUUCAAGAAGUUUGAGAAGGCUCGUGAACUGAAACACCACAUUGACCGGAUCCGCAAGGACUAUCAAAAGAACCUGAAGCACGAGCUUAUGGUUGAGCGGCAAAAGGCCACGGCUGUGUACCUGAUUGACCAGUUCGCCCUUCGUGCUGGUAACGAGAAAGGUGAAGACGAGGCUGAGACUGUGGGAUGCUGCUCCCUGAAAUACGAAAAUGUCACCCUCAAGCCACCAAACAAGGUCGUCUUCGACUUCCUGGGUAAGGAUAGUAUUCGCUUCUAUGACGAGGUCGAAGUCGACGCCCAGGUCUUCAAGAACCUGAAAAUUUUCAAGAAGGCACCCAAGAAAGCAGGUGACGAGAUCUUUGAUCGGCUGACGACCUCCGCUCUCAACAAGCACCUGUCAGUCUACAUGCAGGGAUUGACUGCGAAGGUGUUCCGUACCUACAACGCUUCUCAUACCAUGUCUACGCUGCUCAAAGACAUGAAAGCGACAGGUAAUAAUGCCGAGAAAGUGAAGGCCUACAAUGAUGCCAACCGUAAGGUUGCCAUUCUCUGUAAUCACAAGCGGACUGUUGCGGCAUCUCAUGCUGGUCAAAUGGAGAAGAUGAGCGAAAGGAUCAAGGGUCUACGUUACCAGAAGUGGCGUCUCAAGCAACAGAUGCUUGAUCUCGACUCCGGCCUCAAAAAGAAGAAGGGCGCUAAGUACUUCGAAAGGGAUGAGGAUAUGGAUCUCGAAUGGGUGAAGGAGCACCAGGCAUUCCUCCUGGAGGAGCAGCGCCAGAAGAUUCAGAAGAAAUUCGAAAAGGACAACGAGAAGCUUGUCGCAGAAGGGGAGAAGGAGAUGAAGGCCAAAGAGCUCGAGGAGCGUCUCCAGGUUGUUAAAGACAUGGAGAAGAAGUUCAACAAGGAGAACAAGACCGGAAAGGUAGAAGCCGAAGGCAAGGGCCCAACUAUCGACAAGAUUGAAACCGCGAUCGGCAAGCUCGAGCAGCGCGUUGAGAACAUGGAGAUCCAAGCGCAGGACAAGGAAGAGAACAAGGAAGUGGCCCUGGGAACAUCAAAGAUUAACUACAUUGAUCCCCGUCUCACGGUCGUGUUCAGCAAGAAGUUUGAUGUCCCUAUUGAGAAAUUCUUCUCCAAGUCUCUUCGGGAGAAGUUCGAAUGGGCGAUCAAGUCCGUCGACGAGGACUGGGAGUUUUGA